AUGACGAUCGUGCAGAGAAUGAUGCAUGCUAUUUUAUUUAUCAUUGGUAUCGAUUUUUUUCAAUAUUCGGCUAUACUUUGUAACAAAAUUAAAAAAGAAGAUCGAUCUCGGCUAUCUACUGAAAUCAUAGAGACUCAAAAGGACUUUGGAUAUCUCUUUCAUAACUUUCGUCCUCUUAAGCUUUACACGAUGAGGAGAUCAAAUGCAGAUCGAGAUAAAAAAUAUUUUGAAGUAUUGCCUAACUCUUUUAAUGCAGUUCAGUUUAAAAAAUGGCUGCGAGAAGAAAUUACAGGCAAUGUUGAGGCAGCUACUCAGGCGGAAGCUCCAGAUGAGUUUAGGGUGCUUGUUGAAAAUGAAUUACUCAACGCUCUGUCAAAGAAAGCCGCGGCAGUAUUAGAUCGACCUUUUCUUCAGAAGAAGGGUAGAAACGACUUUUUGGUGAUAAAACCUAAUUUAAAAGACCCUUUUGUGACAAUUGUUCCUAAUGAUAUAUAUUAUAACGCUGAGAAAAAAUGCGUUAAUUGGCUGGAUGAUUGCAACCGGAAAGGAUUACGAGAAAGAUUGUUACAAAAAGUUAAUUCCCCUUACAAA
This is a messenger RNA of Brenthis ino (lesser marbled fritillary), 591 nucleotides long. The record is from the annotation of a GenBank genome assembly. NCBI's taxonomy places the organism in Eukaryota, Metazoa, Arthropoda, Insecta, Lepidoptera, Nymphalidae.